This is a messenger RNA of Drosophila rhopaloa, 2558 nucleotides long. RefSeq lists its product as uncharacterized. Bases 323 to 2233 code for a protein of 636 amino acids. The transcript has 2 exons. NCBI's taxonomy places the organism in Eukaryota, Metazoa, Arthropoda, Insecta, Diptera, Drosophilidae. The record is from RefSeq and is a predicted model, not a curated record.
UUCCUUUCUUGUUUGUGUCCAUUUUCGUUUUAUGAAAUGAAUUAGUGCGAUAAGGCCGGAGAUUCUGAUUUACGAUGGCAGUCGCAAAGAUUGCUUUGAAUCAAUCGGUAGGGUUGGUUUCAACAAGCUCCCAGCUUCCACGUUUGACGAUUUUCAUGUGACUGAUAAGACAUAUACACAUGUAUAUCGGGUUCUGUUUUUAGAGCUUACUUACAUUUUAAAACUCCUGUGAUCGUGCUUCAUCGCCCUUUUUAAUUCCAGAGUUUAGAUUACCGGAUUAGGAUCUACAUAGCAACAGGAAAGCGAAAAAAAAUCAAACUCUAUGGGCUUGGGGACGCGGUUGUCCUGGCUUUUCGCGGCGGCGAUACUGUUCAUGGCAAUGGCCAGUGUUCGGACGGAGAUAAAGUCCCAGUGCGACAUGGUGGCUUGGGACUCCAACGAAACGCAGUGGCGGCAGGGCGGUGAAGUUGAAGUUUUCUGCCAGUGUAGAAACGGCUCAAGUGAUUUGGAUAUGGAGCAUAUGGUGACAAUAGAAUUGGAGGACCACCAGUUGAAAAAUACCGAGUUUGACAGCAAAAACGCCACUAUGAAAGUGAAACUUGUAGCUCUUACCCAGACCUGGAUUCGAAGUUACCAGUGUCUUUUUGAUGGUGUUUUAAGACAGGCGAACUAUUUUAGAGUGUAUGCUCUAUUGAAUGUGAAGGAUUUUAAAUGCCAGUACAUAAGGUUUGACGAAACCAAAACUAACAUCACUUGUACUUUCACCCGGGCGGAAGGCAAAACCUUAACCGAACUAACCAAUUAUGAACUAAUGAUGAAAUCCACUCGACUCGACUGCCAAACAAAUGAGGAAAACACUAAACAAAUAAUUUGCACCGUAAAUAUCAACUCAAAUGACAUAAAACCAAAAAUUAUGAAUUUCAGACUUACCAUGUUCGACACAUUAGGCAACCAGACACAGGAUUUCAAUCUAACUCAGUUCGAGAUGACAAUGCUGGAGUGGCCAACAGAGCAUAAAACUUUUACAUAUAACAACCAUCCUUGCGUGUCGUGGAACAGGAAACCCGUGGUCAAGGAUUCGCCCGCCAUUAAAUGGGAUGUGCAGCUGCAGCCCGUUAAAUAUCCGAAUUUGGUCAGGAGUUUAACAUUAUUCACAAAGCCCCAACCGAAAGACACAACGGAUACGAUCUGCUUUGAAAAUCUGGAAGGCAAUCAGAAAUUCAAUGUGCUGGUUAAGCGUCGCAUCAACGAGACGGGUGCACCCUGGUCAAAACAUUACCACGAGUUCGCAGUACAAACAGAAUCCAAGCCACCAGACCGCCCACCAAAAUUUUUGCCAUUGGGCUACCGUUACAAGGACCAAGAGCUGACGGUUUAUUGGGAGCCGCUCAAAGAACUGGAAUGGAAUGCUCCGCACCUGGAAUACUUUGUCAACAGCAAGAGCAACAGACUGAAAGCGAGCAAAGUUGGCAAAAAUUUCGCGGUAUUUGGGAAAUGGAAUUACAAGAAGCCGGACACGGUGUUUUUAUGGAGCAAAAAUGAAAAAGGGCUUUCGGCAGAAUGGAGCCGGCUAGAGGUGCCUGAACUGACUGACGCCAUGAAUCGAAAAGCCCAGAAUUUGACCCUUGCUGACAAUAUUCUAACCUGGGAAAAGCCCGUGGAUGACGAAAAUCUAAAUGGUUAUUUUUUCUAUUUUUGCAACGGAACCGAUGAAGUUUGCCACUCGAACUAUACCACCAAGCUGGAGUACAACGUAACCGGACUGGGCGCGAUCCAUAAGGCCGUGGCGGCUAAAUACAGUGACCACAAGAGCGGCGGCAUGAAGUGGUUAUCUGACCGCGAGGAUACCGCUAAUAUCCGGUACGUGGAAGGGAUCAUUGCGCUGUUAGUGCUCGGUGCGGCCUUCCUCGGGGCCAGAAAGCUGAAGGAUAUGUCAAAAAUCGGCGUUAGUGUGCCCCCGGGACUGCUGCUGCCUAGAACCCCCUCAGUGCCUGAGCUAGCCGAGCCUUCACAGCCCUAUGCGGGAGUUCCACACCCUAAAACGCUCUUUUUUAACCUUAUAAACAUGGAACCCAUUGAACCCGCUGAUGAGCAUAUAGAACCAGAGCACAUGGAGGAGGAAACCUCCAUGACAGUGGCAGAGCAGGUGGCGCAGCCCAGUGGAUACGUUAUGAUGAACGCAGUGAAUCCCACAUUGUGCAAUGGGUAUAUAAAGCCAUCGCCUCCACGAUGAUAAUUGUGAGUACGCUAUAGUCUUGCCCGCAUUGCAUCAUUGUGUGAGUUCACUGUAAAAAGCUCUGAAUCGCAAUUAUUCAUUUAAAUUCCACUUAGGGCGGGUCUUAAUCACUUUUUUUUUUAUCACAUCCUGGUAUUAUAAGUUAUUCAACAUUAAAAAGCAGUGGAGUGAAAAUUCACAACCCGGAAAAGGGUAUAUUUAUGUUCCUGUUCAGCAUCACAUAGCGAGUAAAUAUUUGAGCUAGAGAUUAAGGUUGGAUAAGAAAAAAAAAAAAUGUAAAAAUAGCGCUUUAUCUCUGGGGUAGUGGAUUAUAGCGUGGUUU